GUCGUGGCGUCAUGGAGGCGGGCGGUGACGUCGCAGGGGCGUCGACGCUGGAGGCGAUCAGUAUUGUGGGUAGAGCGGUGUGCACAGGCGUGGUGCUGACGGCGGCCUUGUACCUGCUGCGCUCUCUGUGUCACAGCAUGGCGUGGAAGUGCGGCGGAGACAGCCAAGCCGAGCUCGUCAACAACCUGCGCAAAAAUGGAAUAAUCAAGACUGAGAAGGUUUAUCAAGUAAUGUUGGCCACUGAUCGUUGCCAUUAUGCAAAGAGUAACCCCUACACAGAUUCCCCCCAGUCGAUAGGUUUCCAAGCUACAAUCAGUGCCCCACAUAUGCAUGCAUAUGCCCUGGAACUGCUGCACGAUCAGUUGGCUGAAGGAGCUAAAGCACUUGAUGUAGGUUCUGGCAGUGGGAUCCUCACUUCUUGUUUUGCACGGAUGGUUGGCCCAAAUGGAAAAGUGGUAGGAAUUGAACAUAUUAAGGAACUGGUAAAUGACUCAAUAACUAAUCUAAAGAAAGAUGAUCCAUCGUUGCUUACAUCAGGAAGAAUAAAAUUUGUAGUGGGUGAUGGUAGGCAAGGAUACCCAGAGGAAGAGCCAUAUGAUGCCAUCCAUGUGGGGGCUGCUGCAAGUACGGUACCACAGGCAUUACUAGAUCAGUUAAAGCCCGGAGGAAGAUUGAUUUUACCAGUCGGCCCUGCAGGUGGAAACCAGAUGCUGGAGCAGUAUGACAAACUACAGAAUGGCCACAUCAAUAAGAAACCGCUGAUGGGAGUGAUCUACGUGCCUUUAACAGAUCAAGAAAAGCAGGUGCCAAAGUGGAAGUGAUUCUGCACAACCCAUCUUCCUCAGAAACAAGGGAUGAAAUGUGAAGCUUCAUCUGUGUGCUCAGAACCUGACAUUAAUGUGGAGUGGAUAUCUCCUGUUCUAAAUGCUUUGAAAAAUGACAGCAUUGCAGCUUGUUUUGGACUUACAAACAUACACACACUUACACGAACACACACACACACACACACACUCAUACUUGAUGAUUGGUGUGGAGCAGUCUUCUUUUAAUAGUUCAACAAACUAGCCUGGGAAAAGAGCUGCGUAAAGAAUUGGAAAAAAAAUACAUUCAGCACUGGAAGUUUUCCGAGGCUUUGUUUAAUUUUUUAACUGGCAAGAAUGAAGCUGCAGCAAGGAGGGCCAGCAGGUGUGUGGUGUGUGCUCCCCACCCUAACCCCCCUACACCAUUUGAAAUGAAAAGUGUUCAAAUCUAGCACCAUUAUAAUAUACGGUAUGCACCCAUGAUCCUGGAUAUGCAAGAGCUUUCUGUAUGCAGUGAUAACCAAGCACUAAACCCGUAAGAUUGUAGUGCACCGUGAGUUGCCAUGCAGACAGUCAUGUUUCAUGUUCCUGAAAUCGAGCCUCCCUAGCACUACAAGCUGAUGGCAGCUACUACACUGUUCACUGUAAAAUCAUAUUUGGACAUAUUAAACAUAGUUUUAAGUUCUGUGCUGCUAUUCCACCGUUAUUGCUUCACAAUUGAAUGUAGUGAAAAUAUAACCUUGCUGUAGGAGCUCUUGGCAUUAUGAACUGCAGUUAAAUUUCCUCAGUGUAUGCAUUUAUUGCUUUGCCAAAUAAAUUUUAGUGGAUGAAUUGA
Amblyraja radiata (thorny skate) is the source of this 1635-nucleotide messenger RNA. It is a transcript of the gene pcmt1, whose product is annotated as protein-L-isoaspartate (D-aspartate) O-methyltransferase. Gene Ontology annotation, molecular function: protein-L-isoaspartate (D-aspartate) O-methyltransferase activity. The transcript is spliced from 8 exons. Gene Ontology annotation, biological process: protein modification process. Bases 12 to 821 code for a protein of 269 amino acids. The record is from RefSeq and is a predicted model, not a curated record. NCBI's taxonomy places the organism in Eukaryota, Metazoa, Chordata, Chondrichthyes, Rajiformes, Rajidae. Gene Ontology annotation, cellular component: cytoplasm.